Messenger RNA from Clarias gariepinus (North African catfish), 2678 nucleotides. RefSeq names its product interleukin 21 receptor, tandem duplicate 2 (gene il21r.2). Gene Ontology annotation, molecular function: cytokine receptor activity; protein binding. Gene Ontology annotation, cellular component: external side of plasma membrane. NCBI's taxonomy places the organism in Eukaryota, Metazoa, Chordata, Actinopteri, Siluriformes, Clariidae. Gene Ontology annotation, biological process: cytokine-mediated signaling pathway; immunoglobulin mediated immune response. The coding region runs from base 93 to 1556 and encodes 487 amino acids. The record is from RefSeq and is a predicted model, not a curated record. The transcript is spliced from 8 exons.
UGUUCGCUAUAUCACAGGUUUUCUGACUUGAAGCUUGGAGUCUCCUUUCUCAGGCUAGUUUUUACUAAAUGUACUGAUUGUCUCAUGUGAGAAUGGGGCUCCAACUUGGACUUCUCUGUGCAUUACUGAUCUUCACACAAAUAUGUCAAGCCAAAGAGCAAGCUCUAGUCAGCUCAGAUUUGCUCGUCUGUGAUACCGAUUAUUGGUUGAACAUCAGCUGUUUUUUAGAUUCCAGAGCCAUUCCCAAAAGGAAGGAAAAUAUUACAUACCAGCUGGAAUUUAACAUGAAAAAUGACAAUAUAAAUUUCUGUUCGCUUGCAGUGGAAAAGGAUGGCUACAGCUGCAUAUUCAGAGCAAAAGUGGCUGCCCAUCGAUCUUCAUUUACGGAUAACCAUGAAUUUAAAAUAAGCCUGUGUGAACUUAAACAGUGUGUGCUUUUGAAGUCCAGUUACAAGCCAGCACAUCACAUCAAACCAAUUACUCCAUAUAAUCUGACGGUGCAAUAUGAAAAUGGGAACUAUACCUUUACAUGGAACAGUGGAUAUGAAACUCACAUAUAUGGUAAAAUCUUGCCUUUUGAGUACAUUUUGAGAUACCAACAAGUGGGACAAUCUAUCAGGAAGGAGCUGCAUACAAAACAAACAAAGUACAUGAUCCCAGAGACACAUUUUACUCCAGGAACUGAAUACAUUGCUACGGUAUAUAACAAAAUUCUCAGUAAAAAUGCUCAGUAUGAUGGAACAACGAGUCAUGAGAGCACUGAAAUCAGGUGGAGGACCAGACCUGUUUUACUCCAGGGCAGCACAGUGGAUGCAGGUAGAGAUGCAGUAUCGGUGGAGAGUGGAAUUAUCAUUCCGAUUUGUUUGGUAGUAGGACUAAUGUCUCUGUUGUUAUUUCCUGUUGCAAGAAUGAAGAUUAAAAAGAUAGCAUGGGUGAAAACUCCAGCUCCACACAUCUCACCCCUAACCCAAACAGCUCAGUGCAACAUCCAGCUUUGGCUCUCUAAAGGUCAUGUACAACAAGUUUACAGCGAAGAAAUUUCAACAAUUGACAUGAUAACGGAGAUCACAGCAAGACAACAGCUUCCAGAACAUACCACAAACAUGUAUUCACAAUGUCACACACCUUACGUGGGUCCUUCACCAGAAUUCUGGGCACCAUGUCUGACAUCUGACACAUGCAUCACUGAUACCAAUCCUUGUACCAAUCUUGAUUUCCUGCCUGAUGACUGCGAUGUUCAGGAAAAUCUCCUUUGUUUGAGCAAGCUCGAGGCUGUUGAGAGUUUUAUGUCUUUAGAUGACCUUGAGCCCAAACUUGAGAUCUGCAAGCCCACUGAAGUAUUAACCUUUACCAACCCUGCUCAAAAUUACUGCACUUUAACUAACUCAGACAUUGGCCUUAUUCCCACAUUUGGCAGUGUGCAGUGUGUCCCCAAUCUUGGUUUACGGCUAAAUGAUCAUUCUGCACCUAACCUGUUGAACAUGACGUUGGAAGAGAAUACACCAGAAUUGGACACAGUGACUCUGGACAAUUUGCAGCUGUCUAUAGAAGGGUGACCAUACACCAUGAGCUGUCUGAAUUAAUGCAUUAUUUUGUAGAUACUGCAUCAGCUGCUUCACAAACCUUCACUGCAUGGUGUACUCACAGGCAGUCACAAUGCUUUUUGUUUUAAACUGGUUCUGUGUUCAUCUUUCAGCACAUUCAGCUUUAUACCAGGGAAAGUGCUGCCCUCUGCUGUCUGAAAUCACAGCACAGAUAUGGAUGUUCAACUUUCGCACUGUUUUCACAAUGUCGUAUAGAAAUCUCCGACCUUUAGGACUUGGUCUAUGUCAUUAAGCAAAGAUUACUACAAAGUGCUUACAUAAGAUAAGUAGAACCAAUUUGGAAAGCUUAACCAUUGAAACCAAAACUUUGAGGAGGAUUUUCACAUUUCUUUAUUGCCAGAAAGACCUAUUAGCCCUUUUCUAUUCAUAUCCACUUUAAGAAGUUUGGAUUGAAGGUGAUACUUCUUUAGGCUUUACUUAAUACUGAUCUGUAUGGCCAUUUCUGUUAUUCUUCCACAUAUUUUACUAUAUCAGCUUAAAUAAUAAAAUUAUCCAAAUACCAUGUCUUAUGAUAUUAAUAGCAUAAAAACAAAAUUGAAAUAUCACCUAAAUGUUUUUGUAUCUUCUUUUCUAAAUGUAAGAAGAGCUCAAAACAUGGUUUUAAUUUCAAAAAAGAGGUGUGGGUUAUCAACCCCGUGAUUUUGAACCAUCACCUCCACCAUUUUUUGUAUAAAUGACAACCGUUACAAGAUUUUUGUGAACACCGUCAGACAUUAAGAGAUUUAGUGACACCUUGGAUUGCAAGUAACACAGUUUGCGAGUGUUCCGCAAGACGAGCAAGAUUUUAAAUAAAUUUUGACUUGAAAAACGAACAAGUCUUGGUUUAUGUGUACCGAGUAACAUGUAGCACGCAUGCGCUUUUUGUUUUGAUGCCAAACGUUACAUGAUCACAACGGAGCCAACAGUUUUUCCUCCCUGUUGUGCUGAGGAGUUGUGGUUAAAACACUGCUCUGUCACAAUUCUUUUCAAAGGUAAAGUGCAGGUACACAUUUGUUUGUUUGUUUUACUUUACAGCAGUGGUUUUCUAAGUAUAUUCUUGCUAAUUUUUCUGACAAAACAGUUUUUCUCCAUUAA